AGCGUGGGGGCGUGGCCUCCCCUGCGCCGCCGGGGCCUGGGACCCGGAUGGCCGUUUAGUCGGUGCCGAGACGCCGAGGCUUCCACAUCGGGCCCUGGAAAAAAAAUAAUAAAACGGGGGGGGGAGGGGAUCCGCCGUAAUCCGCAUCCAUCCUCCGCCUGGCGCCCCCAUCCGCUCCCGGGAAGCCCGUAUCCGGAUAGAGCGGACCGAGCCCGAUCCGAAGAGACAGAGGCACGUUUCGCGAGGAGCCAGGAGGAACCAACGUACUCAAUGACCUUCCAGCGCGAUGUCAGAUCGUUUGGGGCAAACAGCAAAGGGGAAGGAUGGAAAAAAGUAUUCGUCACUCAACCUGUUUGAUACGUACAAGGGGAAGUCCUUAGAGAUUCAGAAACCCACAGUAGCCCCUCGCCAUGGCUUGCAGAGUCUCGGGAAAGUUGCCAUUGCCCGGCGUAUGCCACCCCCUGCGAACCUGCCAAGCUUAAAAGCGGAGAACAAAGGCAAUGACCCCAACGUCUCACUAGUACCGAAAGACGGGACAGGAUGGGCAAGCAAGCAGGACCAGUCAGACCCAAAGAGUACCGAUGCCUCGACAGCUCAGCCGCCGGAAUCGCCGUCGCCGCCGGCUUCACAGACGUCUGCCUCAAACCCACCGAAACGACCCCCAACAGCACCCGAGAAUCCCCCUACAGUAGCAAGCGGGGUAAAGUCCUGGGCACAGGCCAGCGUUACCCAUGGAGCGCAAGGAGAUGGUGGAAAGGGAUCAAGCCUACUGUCGCGAUUCUCUCGCGAGGAAUUUCCGACCCUGCAGGCGGCUGGCGACCAGGACAAAGCUGGCAAAGAAAAGGACACUGCCGAUGCGUCGUAUGGGCCCGGACCAAACCUCCGCCCCCAGAAUGCGACGAGCUGGCGGGAUGGAGGCGGGCGGGGCACUGACGGGGAGGUGCCCGAGCAGCACCCCGGAGCCCCCGACGGGCGGGCCGGGGUGGGCAUGCAGCCCUCCGCCCCGCCCCACUUCCCUCCCUACCGGGGCAUGAUGCCGCCAUUCAUGUACCCCCCGUACCUCCCGUUCCCGCCUCCGUAUGGGCCGCAGGGAGCUUACCGCUACCCCACCCCGGACGCACAGAGGUUCCCGCGGCUGGCUGGGCCCCGCCCCUCGCAGCCCCCCCAGCGGGCGGUGGAGCCUGUGAGCCGCCCGCCCGUGCUCCGGCAGGACGACCUGAAGGAGUUCGACGAGCUCGACCAGGAGAACGACGAAGGCUGGGCAGGCGCGCACGAGGAGGUGGAUUACACCGAGAAGCUGAAAUUCAGCGACGAAGAGGACGGCAAAGAGUCUGACGAGGAAGGAGCCGAGAAACACCAGGACAGCGAGGGGCCAGACCCCGAGGGCAGGAAGGCCGCCAGCCCCAAGGAGGAGCUGCCCCCUGUCAAGGCGGCCUGGGCCGAGGGCUCCCGCCCCCCGGAGGGGGCCAAGGAACCGCCUGCCGCCCCUGCACCUCGCCCCCUGCCGCCGCCACCCCCACCCCCCAACCGGGGCAACUGGGGGCAGCCCAACGACUUCCCAGCGCGCCCCCCGGCGCCGGAGGACGAGGACGAGGCCUUGCGCCAGCGGCGGAAGCAGUCCUCCUCGGAGAUCUCGGCGGCGGUGGAGCGGGCGCGCCGGCGCCGGGAGGAGGAGGAGCGCCGCAUGCAGGAGGAGCGCCGGGCCGCCUGCGCCGAGAAGCUCAAGCGCCUGGACGAGAAGUUCGGGGCCCCCGACAAGCGCCUCAAAGCCGAGCCCCCCAAGGAAGCGCCCGCCCCCCCGCCGCUGCCGCCCCCCACCCCGGCCGUCGCCAGCCCCCCGGCCCCUGCCGCCCCCCCGGCCCCUGCCGCCCCGGAGGAGAAGAGAGACCAGGAGGAGCCGGCCCCGGCCAGCAAACCCCGCAGCAGCGGCAGCAGCACCAGCGGCAGCUUCGACGCCGGGCCAGCCGAGCCCCCUGCGGCGCCUGCCCCCAAGGAGGUGCCCGAGGUGCCGGAGGAGCCAGUGGUGGUGCCGGCCCCCCCUGCGGCCCCCGCCACGCCCAAGACAGAGCCCAAGGGCGAGACUGUGGUGCCGCCGCGCCAGCCGCCCCCAGCCCAGACCCUCGGCUACUCCAAGUACCAGAAGUCUCUGCCGCCCCGGUUCCAGCGGCAGCAGCAGGAGCAGUUGCUGAAGCAGCAGCAGCAGUGGCAGCAGCAGCACGGGCCGCCCCCGGUGCCCGCCUCCCCCCAGCAGCAGGUGGCAGCCGCCUCCCUGGGGGGCCUGGGCCCCUCGCCUGGUAUCCACCCUGCGCAGGGGGCGGGGCAGCAGCAGGCCCCGCCCCCCCAGCAGCAGGCCCCGCCCAAGGCCAUGUACCCAGGCUCCAUGGGGCGCCCCCCGCCCAUGCCCCCGAUGAACUUCGACCCCCGCUGGAUGGUGAUCCCGCCCUACAUGGACCCACGCAUGAUGCAGGGGCGGCCGCCCAUGGACUUCUACCCGCCCGGGGUGCACCCCUCCGGCCUGCUGCCCCGCGAGCGCUCGGACAGCGGGGGCUCCAGCUCGGAGCAGUUCGAGCGCCACCCCCAGCUCCUGCGGGAGCGGGGCACCCCGCCCAUGGACCCCAAGCUGGCCUGGGGGGGAGACGUCUUCAGCGCCCCUGCCGCCGACCCCCGGCCCCUGGCCUCGCCCCUCCGGCAGCCAGACGAGGACGAGAAGGGCCUGCGGAGCGAGACGCCCCCCGUCCGCCUGCGGGAGGCCGCCACCCCCCAGCCCUACGUAGGCAGCUACCCGGCCUUUGCCGAGAACGGCGCCCCGGCCCCCCUGCACCGCUUCCCGGGGGAUGAGCCCCGCCCGGGGGGGCCCUGGCCAGCCGGCCUCGCCCUGCCCCCCAACGCUCCAGGGGAGCUGGCCAGGAACGGGCGCCCCGAGCCCCUGGCCCAGCCCCCCCAGCGCCAGCCGGACGAGAAGCCCCCCAACGCCGAGGAGCCCAAGGAGCCCCUGGUGGCGCCCAAGAAACCCCCCAAGGAGGAGCCUGUCCUGCCCCCCAAGGAGGAGCCGGGCCUGCCCCCCAAGGAGGAGGCGCCACGCCGGGCCGAGCGCCCCUCGCGCCAGCCACACGACUUCCACCGGCCGCCACGGCGCGAGGCCAAGACGGAGACACGCUGGGGCCCCCGGCCGGGCAGCAGCCGGCGAGUGGACGAGCUGCCAGGCGGCGAGAAGCCCCCGCGCAGAGCCGGGCCCAUCAAGAAACCCGCGCCCCCCAAGGAGGAGGCUGAGGAGCCGCGCCCCAAAGCCAAAGAGGGCACCGAGCCAGCGGGCGCCAAGCCGGACCCACAGCCCGGCCCCAAGGAGCCCCCCAAGCCAGGCAAGGAGGCCAAAGCCAAGGUGCUGGUGAACGGCAGCAUGGCGGGGCCGCCCAAGGAGCCGCAGGGGGCGCUGUCGCCCACCCGCCGGCGCCGGGAGUGCCUACGACGCGGGUGCCGCCCGGGGCGCGGCUUCCGGGGCGCCUACAGUGGGCGCGGCCGAGGCGGCGGGGGCCGGGGCCGCAGCAGGGAGUUCCGCAGCUACCGGGAGCCGUUCUACCGCCUGGAGGAGGGGCCGGGGCCCCUGGGGGGAGGGGGUGGCGCCCGGCCCCGCAACGCCAGCGAGACGCGCAGCGAAGGCUCCGAGUACGAGGAGAUCCCCAAGCGCCGGCGCCAGCGCGGCUCGGAGACGGGCAGCGAGACCCACGAGAGCGCCAGCGACGUCGCCCACUCGGACAAGGAGGCAGCCCCGCCCCCGCUGGCCCCCCAGCCCGCCAAGGGGGAGCGGCACCGGGGCCCGGCCGCCCUGCCCCGCUUCGCGGACAGGAUCCCGCCCCGCCUCUCGGAGCCGGGCGCCCGCGGCGGCCGCAUCUUCACCCCCCGCGGCGUACCCUCACGCCGGGGCCGGGGCGGGGGGCGCCCCCCAGCCAGCACCUGGAGCCCCCCGGCCAAGCCCCCGCUGGGGAAGAAGCUAGAGAAGCAGGAGCCGGAGGUAGUGCCGGAUUCGCCCGGCAAGGAGAAAGCAGCGCCGGGGCCCACUCUCCCGGCGCCGGAGGAUCUGGCCGGGUUCCAGGCUCCCCCCAAGCAGCAGGGGCCGCCCCCCAACGGUGCCGUGGAUCGCAGCUUCGAGCGGCCCCCCCGCCGGCGGCGCCACGGCCGCUCGCAGCAGCAGGACAAGCCGCCCCGGUUCCGGCGGCUGAAGCAGGAGCGGGACAAUGCGGCCCGGCUCAACGGGGAGCAGCGGGGCGGGCCGGGGGCCCCGGCGUACCCACCGCCCCCGGCCCCGGCCGAGGAAACGGUCUCCCGGCGUGUGGCCGGCGCCAAGUCCCCCGACCUGUCCAACCAGAACUCGGACCAGGCCAACGAGGAGUGGGAGACGGCCUCGGAGAGCAGCGACUUCACCGAGCGCCGGGGCGGCGGGCCGGGCGACAAGGAGCCAGGGGGCCCCCCGCCCCAAGCCUUCCUGAAGGGGGGCGGCGCCCCCUCCCUGGGGGGCCGGGGGGCCGGCACCGACCUGACCCUCGCCCAGCGCAAGGAGAUGUCCAAGCGCAGCUUCUCCAGCCAGCGGCCCGGCAUGGACCGGCAGAACCGGCGCCCCAACCCCGGGCCCGGCAGCGGGGGCAAGGGUGGGGGCCGCGGGGGGCCUGGCGGCGGCCGCGGGGACAGGAGGACCUGGCCGGCGCCCAGGAACCGCAGCCGCCCGGCGGAGGAGCGCCCCCCAGGCCUGAGCCUGCCGCCCGGGCCCACCACCAGCGCCGUCUCCCGGCUGGACCACGUGGUGCCCAGCGACCCGGCCGGCAUCCAGCAGGCGCUGGCUGAGCUCAGCAGCCGCCACGGCGCCCGCGCCAAGCAGCAGCCGCCCCGGCGCGCCCCGCCCGGGCCCCACGCCGCGCCUUCCCGCCCGGGCGGCUACGGCCGAGAGCCUCCGUUCCUGGCCAAGGCCCAGCUGCUUCAGUCGGGCGCCAGAGCCCUGGGCGACGUCCCCGGGGUUAACGGCUUCCUCCCCCGGCGCCGCGACCGGCCCCACAAGCAGGAGGACCCCCUGGGCUAUUCCCACAGCCCCGGCUUCCCCGGCCCCAAGCAGGACCCCCCGGGCGCCCACCUGGCCCAGCGUGGCAGGAGCAGCUCCUCCGAGGGGCUGGCGCCCCACAUCUGGAGCCGGCUGCAAUCCAGUGCCCCCAGGAAAAGCUACCGGCCCAGAUCUGUGGAGCCCUGGGUCGACCCGCUAAAUGCCUUUGAAGACGUCGUUAGCACAGAGAUGAGCCAGUCGGACAGCGGGGUGGAUCUCAGCAGCGACUCCCAGGUCUCGUCCGCCAGCUGCAGCCAGCGCAGCUCCCCCGACGGUGGGCUGAAGGCGACCCCUGAGCCUGGCGUGGGGGGCACGCGGGGCGCCGAGCCAGUGGCCCCCGGAGCCCAGGGGGCCGCGCCCCAGGAGCAGGGCAGGAGGCCGGUGCCCAAAGACACCAGCCCUCACAAGGACAGGAAGCAGGCUGGCAGCCCCGGCUCCCCGGGCCCCGGCCCGGGCCCCAUUGGGACUGAGCGCUCCCAGCGAGCCGAGAUGGUCAGGGAGAGCGGGGGGGGCCCCAAGCCCGGCCCGGAGUCAGUGACCCCCAGCACCGGCCCCGGCCCCCUCAUCCAGUUCGGGGCCAGCGACAAGGACACGGAGCUGGGGCUGCUGGUGAGCGAGGGCAGCAAGGCCGGCAAGGAGCCCCCGGCCCCGGGCCUCACGGACGGGCUGGCGGGCGCGUCCCGCGAGUGGGAGCUGCGCCCGGCCCCCCAGCCCAGAGCCCUGGGGCCGGCCUGCCCCCCGGCGGAGCCCUCGGCGUUCUCAGGUGAGAGGGGGCCGAGCCAGCGGCCCUACCCCGAGCUCCUCUUCGGCAGCCAGCCCGGCGUGGCCCAGGUACCCUCCGUCUGGCCGGGGCGGGGCGGGGGGGCUGGCCGGGGGGGGCUGGCCCUCUGUCUGACCCGCGCCCUCUGCCCCCCCCAGCAGGUGCCCAGCCCCCCCGGGGAGUCCCAGCUCAACGGCAGCGGCAGCUUCCGCCCGGGGACCCCUUCGCUGCAUCCGUACAGAUCCCAGCCCUUGUACCUGCAGCCGGGCCCGGCCCCCGGCUCCCCGGCGGCCCCCGUCCUGCCCGGCUCGGCCCUGCUCUCGGGGGUGGCCCUCAAGGGCCAGUUGGUGGAGUUCUCGGCCCUGCAGGCGGCCGAGCUGGCCAAGCUGCCGGCCACGGGGCUGCUCUACCCGGCGGCCCCCCCCUUCCUGUACAGCCCCCCCUUCUGCGCCGGCCAGCUGGGCCCAGAGCAGCCCCUGCUCCAGGUGCGGCAGGAGCUGAACCCCCCCUCGGAUUUCUACCCGGGCUCCCUGCCGCCGGCCAACCAGAGCAACUUCCUCCAGGGCCCGGGCCCCGCCCAGCAGAUGCUGCUGCCUAUGGUGGAGUCGCCGCUGCCCCCGGUGGUGAACUUCGGCUCCCUGCAGCAGGGGGCGCCAGCCGGCCCCCCGCCACUGCCCCUGGUGCCCGUCACCCCGGCCCUGCGGGCCCCGGGGCAGCUGGCCGGGCGCCUGGUCCCCUCGCCCGUCCGCGCCUUCCAUGGCAUGGGGCGCACGGAGCUGCACCCCAUGGAGCUGAAGCCCUUCCCCGAGUACCGGAAGCUGAGCAGUCCGGGGGGUCGAGCCCCAGCAGUGGGCAGAGCCUGCGUGGGCCCCUUCAGCUCCCGCCUCCGGGCCCCAGGAUCCAGCUACGCCGGGGGCAGCCGCAGCCAGCGCCCGGAUGGGGGCCUACCGGUCUCCCCGUCGGACGUUCUCUGCUGGACCCCCAGGCCCUGGGAGCGCCACCCCCCAGCCCGCGAGGGGCCCCCCACCCGCCGGCCCCCCAGCCAGAGUGACAAGCAGGAUCCCGGCCUCGCCCAUCAGCGCUAGCCUGGCCCCCCACCAGCUCGGGCCAGGGGGUGGCCCCGUUCCCCCCUCCCCCUCAAUGAGUGGGGAGGGGCUGACCCCUUCCCCUGUUAAUUUGUGGGGUGGGGGGUUUCCGGGGG
This is a messenger RNA of Mauremys reevesii (Reeves's turtle), 7047 nucleotides long. RefSeq names its product proline rich coiled-coil 2A (gene PRRC2A). Gene Ontology annotation, biological process: cell differentiation. The record is from RefSeq and is a predicted model, not a curated record. NCBI's taxonomy places the organism in Eukaryota, Metazoa, Chordata, Testudines, Geoemydidae.